This is a messenger RNA of Dioszegia hungarica, 921 nucleotides long. RefSeq lists its product as uncharacterized. Lineage: Eukaryota; Fungi; Basidiomycota; Tremellomycetes; Tremellales; Bulleribasidiaceae. The coding region runs from base 1 to 921 and encodes 306 amino acids. The transcript is spliced from 6 exons. The record is from RefSeq and is a predicted model, not a curated record.
AUGUUCCCCACCCGCAUUCUCUUUGGCCUCGCUGCCGCUCUCGGUGUCGCUCAAGCUGCCCGAACGGUCACGCUCACGUACAAGGGCGGCGCCGCCAACCUUGUUACUUUUGACGGCAAUCCAGACACCAACGCCAUCAAGAUCGACAUCGAGCCGAACGGCGAUCUGGAAUACCACGAGUCGUUCAAGUUCAAGGUGAAGCCUGAUGGGAAGCGAGGUUGGGCCAACUGCCAGGUCGACGGGACGUGGCAAGCCGGUGUCAAUGACGACCUCGUCGAAUUCCGCAUCAGCGACGACCCAAACUACUGGGGAGUCGCCCAGCCCCUGUUAUAUGUCACAUCUAAGAUCGUCAAGGGAGAAUCAAGGGACCUGCGACCGGGUGAUGAGAGAGCGGCUCCAUCUGAAUUCGCCCACUCGACAUACUGUCAAGUCAGAUCAUCAAGUUCUCCGAUCAAUCAAGAGAUCAUCAAGGUAUCAAGUUGUCCGAUCAAUCAAGAUCCAUCUGACGCAAGACCAAGCAUGUUAUCCCCCCGUAUCCUCUUCGGCCUUGCUGCCAUCCUCGGCUUAGCCCAAGCCACCGCUCGGACCGUGGAGCUCCGUUACAAGGGCGAUGCCAAGAACCUCAUCACGUUCGACGGCAAACCCGAAGCCAACGUCAUCAGUAUCCCAAUCGAGGAGAAUGGCGAUCUCAAGGAGCACCAGACCUUUCGGUUCAAGCUGAAGGAGAUCCGGGGGACGCGAAAGGAAACUGAGUGUGAGGUGAAUGGGACUUGGGGCACCGCCGGAGACAUAGUUGUCUUUGACAUCAACGAUCAGCCCGAUAUCUGGGUGACUCCGUGUAGCCGGACCGGCGGGUUCAGGGGCAGCCUACUUGAGAUCAAUCGAAAUGAGCUUACUACGCGACUGGAGAGACGAGAUUGA